AUGGGAGACUGGGGAUUCCUGUCAGGCUUGCUGGACAAGGUCCAGUCCCACUCAACGGUCAUCGGGAAGAUCUGGAUGGUCGUCCUCUUCCUGUUCAGGAUCAUGGUCUUGGGUGCGGGUGCUGAAAGCGUCUGGGGCGACGAGCAGUCGGGUUUCAUCUGUAACACUCUGCAACCUGGUUGUGAGAACGUCUGCUAUGAUUGGACCUUCCCCAUCUCGCACAUUCGCUUCUGGGUCAUGCAGAUCAUCUUCGUGUCCACGCCGACGCUGGUGUACCUGGGCCACGCCGUGCACAUCAUCCACGCGGAGAACAAGAUGAGGGAGAGGUUGUUGAGCCCCGGUGGGACCCGGCGGCUCAAGGAGCCCAAAUACACAGACGAGAAGGGGAAAGUGAAGAUCAAGGGGAGCCUGCUGGGGAGCUACCUGACGCAACUCGUGGUCAAGAUCAUCAUCGAGUCCGCCUUCAUCGUGGGCCAGUACUACCUGUACGGCUUCGUCAUGGUGCCCAUGUUCGCCUGCUCUAAGACGCCCUGUCCCUUCACCGUGGAGUGCUACAUGUCCCGACCCACGGAGAAGACCAUCUUCAUCAUCUUUAUGCUGGUGGUGGCCUGCGUCUCCUUGCUUCUCAACGUCAUGGAGGUGUUCUACCUGCUGUGCACCAGGGUCAAAUGCGGCUCCAGUCCUCGCUCUCACAAGAUCACGUCAGCGGAGAACCCCGCCAGCCUGUCGGGGCCCCGGUGGACGACGACGGAUGAAGCACUGAAGCAGAACAAGAUGAACAUAGAGCUGGAGAGCAUCGGUGGCAGCCUGGAUGGAGCCAAAGAGGAGAAACGACUACUGAGUUAA
This is a messenger RNA of Cottoperca gobio, 846 nucleotides long. RefSeq names its product gap junction Cx32.2 protein-like. Gene Ontology annotation, cellular component: connexin complex. NCBI's taxonomy places the organism in Eukaryota, Metazoa, Chordata, Actinopteri, Perciformes, Bovichtidae. Gene Ontology annotation, molecular function: gap junction channel activity. The record is from RefSeq and is a predicted model, not a curated record. Gene Ontology annotation, biological process: cell-cell signaling.